Toxoplasma gondii ME49 is the source of this 3252-nucleotide messenger RNA. Its product is annotated as histone lysine methyltransferase, SET, putative. The coding region runs from base 413 to 3112 and encodes 899 amino acids. NCBI's taxonomy places the organism in Eukaryota, Apicomplexa, Conoidasida, Eucoccidiorida, Sarcocystidae. Gene Ontology annotation, biological process: peptidyl-lysine monomethylation. The record is from RefSeq and is a predicted model, not a curated record. The transcript has 4 exons. Gene Ontology annotation, molecular function: protein binding; protein-lysine N-methyltransferase activity.
CAGAGGGCCUUCUUUUUUCGCGACCUGCAUGGAGAGGCCGGUCUCGGCGGGAGGACACUCUCGAAAAACAGUCGCCCGUAUUCCUCCAGGGACUCUUAAACAACGUUUUCCAGGGAACUCGACGAAGGUUUGAGGAGACCAAGACAAGUUCAACCGCACUGCUGCUGCGGGGAGCAAGCGAACGCCAGGAACUCGGUGUUCUGGAACACCGACAGCAGACAACAAACCUCUUCGCAUUUGCUGAGACAUCCGAUGUCUCCGUAAAUCUUCUUCUCUUACAGGUCGAUGGGGACAUCGCCUCACGAGGGGUGUACGUACACUUGAAGCCAUCCAGGAACCAGAUAAGAAGUGAAGGCGCGGCUGUAUGUACACUUGAAUCUUCAUGUAGACUUAUAUCGGGGCGUUUGCCCGGAUGUGGAGACGAAGAGAUCCGAUGGCUCUUCGAAACGCCUUGCGCCUUUCCUUUUUUCUCCUCGUCCUUCUGUUUCCCAGUCAGGUUGUCGCUUCACACAUUCAUCGUUCUGUGACACUCACUGCCCGCCCCUCCUCUUUUCUGUCCUCGUUUUCUCUCGCCACAGCCUCCUGGUUGCCCUCUUAUUCUUCACAUUCUUCUCCACCGCCUGCCUCUUGGGUCUCCUCACCCUCUUUUGCCUCUACUGCCUCUUUGCCUGCAAUUUCACCUCGUCCACGUUCGUCUUUCUCUUCUUCUCGAGUUUCUUCUUUCUCUUCUUCUCACGACCGCGCUGGGCGUACAUGUCUUCGCUUCUGCGCCUCUGCCGCUUCGUCGCGUUUCGGGCGUCCCUCUGCAGAGUCACUUGUCUCUCUUCUCUCUGUCCUUCUCCAUUCGCCUGCGGCUCUCCAGACUCGAAACCAACACCAGUCGAGAGACUCUCGUCAGCAGUGUUUCUCUCAGCCGCGAACCCCACAGAACUGCCGGUCCUCCCCCCGCCUCGCUGAGCUCUCGACAGCUGUGCAUGCAUCGCCGCAUGCAUCGCCGCAGACCUCAGCGCAUCAAUGUCGGCAGCUUGAGAAUGAGAGCGAGGCGUUUGGUCGCCUCGUCUGUCUCUUGCGCGAGGCGGGCGCAUUUAUUGCGGACGAGAGCCUUGCGCUCGGUCCGAGCAGCGUUUUCGACUUUCGCGACUCUUCCUUCGUCUCCGCGGAGAGAGGUGGAAGUUUCCCUGCAGCAGCUCAGCAGCCGGAGAAAGCGCUCACGCCGAGGGACGCGACGGAACAAAACUCGCAACUUAGAGGUCUCUUUGCGCGCCGCCAUUUCCACAGGGGAGAGGUGAUUGCGGCGAUUCCGCGCCGCCUCCACUUCUCCGAAAAGAACGUCCUCGCUUGGCUGGCACAGAGAGAAGAAGCACCGUCUGUCGGGGUACGAAAGGAACGAGAGGAGAGAGGGCCUUCCAGCGCUUCGGUCCUGAACUCGCGAAGAGAAGGAGACGGCAGUCCUUUCCUCAGCUCCUUUUCAGAUCUCUCUCUAGAGAAAGGGCGGUGUCCAGACAGUCGGUCAGAGGGAGCGGAAGCGAGUCCUCGGACUGCGUUUCACCCGGGUGCUUCGCGGAACUCACAGGAUGAAAAGGACAGAAACAAAACAUUUCUGUUUAACUUCUUCAACGACCUUCUAGACUCAGAUUCGCUCGUGGACGACCCGCAAAUGCGCCUCGCUGUCGUUCUCCUCUUCUUUCGCUUCCUGGCUCCCUCGUCAUCUACUGCCUGGGCUCCGUCAUUGUCUACGUCGACAUCUCCUGCUUCAUCGUUUUUUGUAUCUCCUCCUCCUUCCCUGUCUCCGGGUGUCUGUUCCUCGGCUUCAGAGACAGAGAGAGGUGACACUGGCGCCGCAGAUUCGCUUUCGCAGAUCUGGCGGCUGUUUGUGUCUCUUUGCCCUCGAGAUCUUCGUCACCUGCUGCCUCUCUGGGAGUUGACGGCCCUCCGAACGCUCGAACACCGGAUUGUGAACGUUGUUCUCAAACGGCUGUACUCUUACCAGUGCGUCGCUGACGCCGUCGAUCGCAUCCUCUCUUCUCCUGCUUCACCUCCUCCUCCUCAUGGAGUUUCGCCGAAGGAAGACAUGAUUUGGGGACGACAGGAGAUUCGUUCUCGCCUCAAAGAGAGUUUCGACGUCGAGCAACUCAAGUGGGCUGCCUGUGUCGUUUCUUCGCGGAGCUUUCGAGUGGGCGGCGAGACUUCUCUCGUUCCUCUUCUCGACUUUCUGAACUGUGGAGGACGAGGCGACGCGGCCGCGAACGCGAAGGUGACGAGACGGGAAAAAAAACAUGUUUUUCAAAGGACCGAAAAGACAAGCGGUGCCACUGAGGACCAAGCGUUUUCGGAAGAAGACGUUAGCAUCAUUGCAGCGAGAGACAUUCGCGCCGGAGAAGAAAUCCUGAUUUCCUACGGCGAGGACAACGACAAACGCCUGCUAAACUACGGCUUCUUCGAUGCUUCGCCUCGCGAGGAGAAGACAACUCUGUUCUUUUCUGCCGCUCUCGUGAGGGCAGCUCUGGCUGCAACAGACGUCCCUGACUUGCUGCUGCUCUCCGGUUUUGGGGGCCUUCCGCCUCGCCAGUCUGCAGCUCUGAAGAAACUUCAGUUGAUUCCAAAUCCAGCGCGUCCAGCUGCGUCGCCGUUCUCUCCUCUCGUAACCGUCUUCGCGGCAGAGCCUCUCGUCGAGGGCAGACUCUUGGCGGCUGCGAGGGUUCUGAUGCUGGACGAGGACUCUCUUGGAAACGAUGAGAUCGACGUCGAGAAGGCAGCGUCUUGGAAUACGCCGUUCUCUGCAGACAACGAGAGGCGCGCAUGCACUUUCCUCGUCAGUUUGCUGAGACACGACCAUCACCGGUCGCACUCGUCGUCUUUAGAGGAAGACGCUGAAAUUCUGAAGACUCGAAGAUUUCCAACAGGGGAAGUGGAGUUCGGAAAGGCACCCUUCGAGCCUUUGACGGCCAGUCGCGAGGUUGCGCUCAGAUUUCGCAUGCAUCGGAAACGCGUUUUGCGAGAGGCCAUCGCGCGCUUGCAAAUCCGGUGCCAGUCCAUCCGAGAAGACUCUCUGGAAAUGGAGCAAGGAACACAGGGACAAAGUCGCAGCACACAAUACAUGUCUUCCCUUUGAAAAAGUACCCCCUUCGUGGUUAAAUAUCGCUUUGUGUCGCAACAUGCAUGCAUGUCUCUGGCGGCGUCUCUCUGUCUCUCUCUCAGUCGCCAUUUCUACCUAGUUGAUCUAUUUCUCUCUAUGUCAAUGUCAACCUAAGC